AUGAAUAAAGACCAACCAGUCAUAAUUGAUAAUCGAUAUUUACUUGCAUCCUUACAUUAUUAAGGCCGACAUUCUAAUUUUUACAAUGCUGUAGACAUCUAAUAAGAACAAAAAUAGAUCUUAAUUUAAAUAGUAUAAUGAUGUGUUUAUCAUAAUUAGAUAACUGAUUAAAUAUGUAUUUGUAAAUUAUUUAAACGAUUGGAGUAAUGUAAUAUAUGUUUAUUAUAAAGGAUAGCUAUUGAUUAUAGAGAUAAAUCUAAUGAUCAUCUUAAUAGAAUGUCUAGAUUUAUACCAAUACCAAGGAUUUAUAGAAUGGGAACAUUGGUAGUUUAAGAUAUUACUUAUCAUUAUAUUGCAUGGUAAAAGAGUGGACCUUCUUUGAAAUUAUGCUUUAAAUUGAUGAAAUAUAAAUUUUCUCUUAAAACUAUUACUUUGGUUGCAUUAAAAAUGGUAAUUAUAUAAUAAUAAUUAGUAUAAAGAUUUCUAAUUUAUAGUAAAUUCAUAAUUAAAAUAUUUUACAUAGAAGUCUAAAAUUAUCAUGUAUUAUGACCACAAAUCAUUCAAAUUUAUUAUUAACUAAUUUUGAUGAUUAUGUAGAAUUUCUCAACAAAGAUGGUAAAAUUUCUAACAAAUCUAAAUAAAUUCAUAUAAAAACAAAUAAGUUCAGUAGUAUUGGAUAACAUCUACAAUAAUGUAAAUUUAAUAAUUAAAUUAGUACCUUCUCCUCGAGAUGAUUUAGAAUCUCUUGGUUAUCUCUUAUUAUAUUUACUAUCUUAAGGCAAAUUACCAACUAAAUGUUAAUCAAAGGAUUAAAACAUAAGAGAUAAAUUUUAUAUGGAAUUCAAAAGAUAAUUUCUACCAGAGAAGGAAUUGAAAUAAUUUCCUGAAGCAUUUUUAUAUUUCUUUUAAAAUGUAUUUAAAUUAGGGAUAAAAGAGAUUCCUAAUUAUGAAAUACUUAAAUAGCCCUUUAUUUAAUAUUUAGGAAGAUAAGAAUAAGACUAUAAUUUUGAUUGGUCAGAAGUCUUUAAACCUCUUAUUGAAUUAACAGCAACAUCAGAAAUAUCUGUUAGAGAUAAAGCAUGUUCUUUUGAAGCUUUAAUGAUGAAUAAUAUUAAAAAGGAAUAUCAUAAAGAUAAUUAAUCUGCUCCAACAAGUCCAACUAGCUAAUAACAUAAAAAAAAACCAAUAAAAUCCUAAAGGUUCACUCUAGCACCUAUUUUAGAAAAAAAUGAAUCUUUAAUGACAACAUUUAAUAAUUGUGAUUCAAAUGCAGCAUCUCCUAGAUUUAAUCAUUAAUUAGUGAAUUUACUAUUUGAUAAUUGUCAAUAAGAUUCUUCAUCAGGUGAGAUUAGUCCAAGUGAUGAACCUACUGUUGAUUAACUUCCAACUUUUGAACAGCAUCAACAUGAUACUAUGUGA
Paramecium pentaurelia is the source of this 1419-nucleotide messenger RNA. The record is from the annotation of a GenBank genome assembly. Lineage: Eukaryota; Ciliophora; Oligohymenophorea; Peniculida; Parameciidae.